Molecule: messenger RNA, 3076 nt
Organism: Drosophila innubila
Lineage: Eukaryota; Metazoa; Arthropoda; Insecta; Diptera; Drosophilidae
Gene: Orc1
Product: origin recognition complex subunit 1
Exons: 3
Coding region: 234-2960 (908 amino acids)
Biological process (GO): DNA replication initiation; mitotic DNA replication checkpoint signaling
Cellular component (GO): nuclear origin of replication recognition complex
Molecular function (GO): ATP binding; ATP hydrolysis activity; DNA replication origin binding
Source: RefSeq, a predicted model, not a curated record
UAAAUUCAUCGCAACAUCGCAAUUAAGAAUCGAUAGUUGUAAUGAUCGUUCGAUUGCAUUUUUUGCGCCAAAAUUGCUGCUCAGCGCGGCAAGCUGAUUGCUGAUUGUGUAGUGUUUGUUGUAUUUAUUGAGUUGAGUUGAAUUGAGUAAAAAAAGAGAGACAAAAGUGGAACACAACCCAUUUCUCCAACUGCUGACUGAGAAUAUUUGCUUGACUACUUGACUAUACCGUGAUGGUUAAUAACGAAAAUGAAAUAUGUGCUGGUCAGCAGCAGGUCAUUUGGAUCGGCAGCCACAAGCCGAACACAUUUGUUAAAAGUCUGGAACACAAAAACGUUUACUACUACAAAAAGUGUGUGUACGGACCGCUGACACUGACAAUUGGCGACUACAUACUGGUGGCCAAUGCGGACGCAGCUGAGCCGGACACUGUGGAGGGUUGUGAUAUCGCCAAAAUACUGCAUCUCUAUGAGCUGCGGGAGAUGAGCCACAAGGAAUCCUGCCGUGCUAUUGUCCAGUGGUAUUCCCGUCCUCAGGCCAUACCGCAUAAGAACUUUGAUGUGGACGACUUAAACAUUGACUUUGACAGGGAAAUCAUUGAGGAGCAUCGUCCCUACGACAACGACGUAGCCCUGGGCUCGAUAUUCCGCAAGUGUCUGGUCAUCGAGGGCAGUUCCCAGUCCAGUGCCGAGCAGCUGUUCCAACGCGCCAAAGCUAAACCCAACUGUCCCAUGUUUGUGACUCGUUACAAGUUUGUAAAGGUGAAACAAUCCUAUCGCCUCAUUCCACUCGAGAUUCAGCUGGAUGAUAAACCAAGGUCUGGUCGAGAUGGAGGCACCACAUCGACAUCGGCACGUAAAUCGAUCUCACGCCGACGCCUGUCCACCACAGCUGCCGGCAAUGCUCCGCCUGAGUUUGUGGAUGUCAACUACUUCAAUUGCGAGAACAAAGUGUCGCCCAUCAAGAUUGUGGGUGGCUGCAGUGUGGUGCGGCUAUCGGAGAAGAAGAAGAGCAGUCUGACAGCAGCCACAAACAAUGACGAUCCGGCGGAGAUCAAUGCCAACUAUCUAAUGGCCUCACCACUCACUGAAAAGAAUGCCAAAGUGUCCACACCAAAGUCACGUGCAUCGGCAGCACGCCGCAAUCUUAAUCUCAGCCUGGACAAGGGAGCAGACACCACCGCCGAUUCAGAUUGCUUAAACUACUCGAUUGUCCAGCAAACUCCCGAUCCCAAGACGCCUUCCAAUGACAUGAAAAUCAAGUUGCGCCUCUCGGAGCGUCGAAAAUCUGCACGACUGGUGUCCAUAGAUGACGAGCGGGAUCCCUUGGACACCAGGACGUCGCAGAGCCGCAAGAGACUCGGCGUCAGCACUGGCGACAUAUAUCAUACGCCCACCAAGAAAUCCAAAGAGCUGCUAGAAUCUGCUGGCCAGGAAUUGACGCCUUCCACACGCCGCAAGAGCAUCCUAAAGUCAGCCACCACACGCUUGGCUGAUGGCACGCCCAGACGCAGCAUACAGCUGUCCAAUAUUGUGGAGCAGCGCAUCUUCGAUAACAAUGAGAUUAUAUCGACACCGAAGCGUAAUCGUUCCAAGCUUGCGGAUCCAGUGAAUCCAGAUCCGGAAUACACACCAAAGAAGUCCAGCCAAAAGACGCCAACGCGUCCACGUCGCAUGAGCAGCACGGGAACCAAAGUUGCCACGGCCUCCAAGCUGAAGGACGAAGCUGCUCCACUGACACCUUCGCAGAAACUCAAGAAAAUACGUGCCGGCGAACUGAGUCCCAGCCUGGAGCAGCGUCAUCAGCCCCUGGAUGACAGAGCCAAGUCCCAGCUGCAGCUGGCACGGGAACAACUCCAUGUCUCCGUGGUGCCCAAGAGUCUGCCGUGUCGCGAAAAGGAGUUUGACAACAUUUACAGCUUUCUGGAGGGUAAAAUUCAGGAUCAGUGCGGCGGUUGCAUGUAUGUGUCCGGCGUGCCGGGCACGGGCAAAACCGCCACCGUCACCGGCGUCAUUCGCAGCCUGCAGCGUCUGGUUACGGCGGAUAAGUUGCCCGCCUUUGAUUUUUUGGAGAUCAAUGGCAUGCGUUUGACGGAACCACGUCAGGCGUAUGUGCAAAUCUACAAGCAGUUGACGGGCAAAACCGUAUCCUGGGAGCACGCUCACUCCCUGCUGGAGAAGCGCUUCACCACGCCGGCUCUGCGUCGUGUGACCACCGUGCUGCUCGUGGAUGAGCUGGACAUACUGUGCAACCGGCGACAGGAUGUCGUUUAUAAUUUACUAGAUUGGCCAACCAAAUCGGCGGCACGUUUGGUGGUGAUCACCAUAGCAAACACCAUGGACUUGCCGGAGCGUCUGCUGAUGGGCAAGGUUACAUCUCGUCUGGGCCUGACACGCCUCACUUUCCAGCCGUACACGCACAAGCAGCUCCAGGAGAUUGUCACCGCCCGCUUGGCCGGCUCCGAGGCGUUCAAGGGCGAGGCAGUGCAGCUGGUGGCACGCAAAGUGGCCGCCGUAUCCGGAGAUGCGCGACGUGCUCUCGACAUCUGUCGGCGUGCCACGGAAAUCGCCGACACUGUCGAGGAUCAGCCUGCAGCCAAGUGCGUCAACAUGCUGCAUGUGCAGCAGGCGCUGGCCGAGAUGAUAGCCAGUGCCAAGGUGCAGGCCAUCAAGAAUUGUUCGCGUCUGGAGCAGAUCUUCUUGCAGGCCGUUGCCGCCGAGGUGACACGCACUGGCGUCGAGGAGACAACCUUUCUGGGCGUCUAUAUGCAGGUGGAGUCCAUUGCCGCCUUUAUGGGCGUGUCUCUGCCAGCGCCUGGACGUGCUCUGCACAUCUGCUCCAAGCUGGGCGCCGAGAGACUCAUCAUCUGCGAGCAUUCACGCAAUGAUCUCUAUCAAAAGAUACUGCUCAACGUUAGCGCCGAUGACAUACAUUAUGCACUACGCGUGGAGGGAAAUUGAUACAAUAUGGAAUUAAGUUUUAAAGCUUUUAAAUUACAUUAAUAUUUAAGCGUCUUGUUUAAACAAUUUAAAGUACAAACUCGUUGUUAGAAAUACCAAGUAAAAGACCAAAACAG